AUGCGCGUUCAAGCUAGUGCACGCUCGCUGAGGCGACUUUCGGGAACAGCACGCUCAUUUGCAACCGCUCGAGCAGAGUCUCUUGCUCCCUGGAGAGGAACAAGCUACUCUGGGGGAAAGGUUGCAAAUUUCAUCGGUGGAGAGUUUACAGAGAGCAAAGCAACAUCAUGGAUUGAUGUUCAUGAUCCCUCUACGCAGACAUUGCUCUCCAAGGUACCAGAAACCACCAGCGAGGAAUUCGAGCAAGCCGUAUCUGCAGCAAGCGAAGCAUUCAAGACCUGGAGUCGCACAAGCGUGCUGACGCGACAGCGAUUCGCACUCGAAUUGCAACAUCAAAUCCGACAAAAUGCGGAUGCUCUGGCUACUUCUAUUGUAUUGGAGCAAGGAAAGACCCUUGGAGACGCUCAUGGCGAUGUCCUUCGAGGUCUUCAGGUGGUAGAAACCGCAUGUGGCAUUGCGUCAAAUCUUCUCGGUGAGAAAAUCGAGGUUACAAAAGAUAUGGACACGGAAACACGACGCCUGCCGCUGGGGGUUUGCGCGAGCAUCGCUCCGUUCAACUUCCCCGCCAUGAUACCACUAUGGACUAUUCCGUUGGCAGCAGUAACAGGCAAUACGCUCGUGCUGAAACCGAGUGAGAGAGAUCCCGGAGCUGCCAUGAUUAUUGCAGAGCUUUGCAAACGUGCAGGUCUGCCUCCUGGUGUCCUGAAUAUUGUUCAUGGAACUGUCCCAACCGUUAAUCGGAUCUGUGACCACCCCGACAUCAAGGCAAUCAGCUUCGUCGGUGGAGAUAAAGCCGGAAAGCACAUAUACGAGAGGGGACGUCAAACUGGGAAGCGUGUUCAAGCAAACCUCGGUGCCAAGAACCAUGCAGUGAUCAUGCCAGACGCUAACAAGAAUCUCGCCCUCAACUCCAUCGUCGGGGCCGCAUUCGGAGGCACGUCUGCCGGACAGCGAUGUAUGGCGCUGUCGGUUGCCAUCUUCGUCGGGGAAUCCAAGUCGUGGCUCCCCGAGCUGGUACAGCGCAGUCAAGGGCUUAAGGUCAACGGUGGUUUCGAGCCUGGUACAGACCUAGGUCCUCUGAUUUCGCCUCAUGCGAAGAAGCGCGUUUGCGACCUCAUCACGUCUGUGGAGCAUGAAGGCGGCAAAAUUCAUCUCGACGGACGGCAUCUCAAGUUGGAGGGUCAGUACAAAGACGGAAACUUCGUCGGUCCUACCAUUGUAGAGGCUGGAACAUCUAUGCGAGCUUACAAGGAAGAGAUCUUUGGGCCUGUGCUCGUGACGUUGACCGUACCUACGUUGGAUGAUGCCCUAGCCAUCAUUAACAGCAACAAGUACGGGAAUGGAACCGCAAUCUUUACUCAAUCGGGCGCGACCGCUCGCAAGUUUGAAAAUGAGGUCAACGUCGGCCAGAUCGGUAUCAAUGUCCCCAUUCCCGUCCCUCUUCCAAUGUUCUCAUGGUCCGGAAACAAGGCGAGCUUCCUUGGAGACGUCUCAUUCUACGGAAAGAACGGUUUAAAUUUCUACACCCAAAAUAAGACGAUCACAUCCCUCUGGAGAGCAGAGGAUGCCAUUGGUACAAAGGCGUCGGUCGACAUGCCUACUAUGCGAUAA
This is a messenger RNA of Serendipita indica DSM 11827, 1611 nucleotides long. Lineage: Eukaryota; Fungi; Basidiomycota; Agaricomycetes; Sebacinales; Serendipitaceae. The record is from the annotation of a GenBank genome assembly.